Messenger RNA from Solea solea (common sole), 3928 nucleotides. RefSeq names its product exocyst complex component 6B (gene exoc6b). The coding region runs from base 114 to 2582 and encodes 822 amino acids. NCBI's taxonomy places the organism in Eukaryota, Metazoa, Chordata, Actinopteri, Pleuronectiformes, Soleidae. The transcript is spliced from 23 exons. The record is from RefSeq and is a predicted model, not a curated record. Gene Ontology annotation, cellular component: membrane; exocyst. Gene Ontology annotation, biological process: exocytosis; Golgi to plasma membrane transport; intracellular protein transport.
CGCUCACUCGAGACACCCUGUAAUUUGACCAAACACACCCUCCGCCUGUGACUCACGGAGCUCGGCUCGGCUCGGCUCAGCUCGGCACCGUCCACAGCGGAACAACAUGCAGGAUGUCGAGCAUGGAGACAGCCGCGGAACACGAGCGCAUCCUCCGGGAGAUAGAGAGCACAGACACCAACUGUAUCGGACCGACGCUCCGCUCGGUGUACGACGGUCAGGAACAUGGCCUCUUCAUGGAGAAGCUGGACGUGAGGAUCCGCAACCACGACCGGGAGAUCGAGAAGAUGUGUAACCACCACUUCCAGGGCUUCGUGGACUCCAUCACCGAGCUGCUCAAAGUCAGAGGAGAAGCUCAGAAGCUGAAGAGUCAGGUGACGGAGACUAACCGCCAUCUCCAGGAGGAUGGAAAACAGCUCAUCACCUCCAUGGAGGAGCUGAAGCAGUGUCGAGUUCAGCAGAGUAACAUCGCGACCACCAUCGACAAGCUGUCGCACUGUUUACCAGUUCUGGAAAUGUACAGUAGACUUCAGGAGCAGAUGAAGGCCAAAAGGUACUACCCGGCCCUGCGGACGCUGGAGCAGCUGGAGCACACGUGCCUCCCCAGAGCGGGUCAGUACCGCUUCUGCUCCAUCAUGGCGGAGAACAUCCCGGUGCUGAGGACGCAGAUCCGCGACACGGCCAUGACGCAGCUGCGCGACUUCCUGGAGAGCAUCCGGAAACACUCGGACAAGAUCGGAGAGACGGCCAUCAGACAGGCUCAGCUGCAGAGAUCUCUAGACAGCUCUGUGUCCACACAGCCCAGGCCUCUGAUUGGUCGACGCGGCAGGAAGGAGGCGGUGGCCUCUGUGGCGUCCACGGUGACAGGCGUGGACAGUGAUGGACACGGAGGAAGUCCAGUGUCUGAACAGGACUCUGGGAUUCUGGAUGUGGAAGAUGAGGAAGAGGAAGAAGUUCCAGGAGCUCAGGACCUGGUGGAUUUCUCUCCAGUUUAUAGUUGUCUUCAUAUCUACACUGUCCUGGGGUUGCGUGACGUGUUUGAGAACUACUACAGGAAGCAGAGGAGGAAACAGGCUCGUCUGGUUCUGCAGCCUCACUCUAACAUGCACGAGACUCUGGAAGGAUACAGGAGAUACUUCAAUCAGAUUGUCGGGUUCUUCGUGGUGGAGGAUCACGUUCUCCACACCACUCAGGGUUUGGUCAACAGAGCGUACGUGGAGGAGCUGUGGGAGCUGGCGCUGUCCAAGAUCGUCGCCGCUCUCAGGACGCACUCGUCGUACUGUGACGACCCGGACCUGGUGCUGGACCUGAAGAACCUCAUCGUCCUGUUCGCUGAUACACUACAGGGUUACGGUUUCCCGGUGUCACAGCUCUUUGACAUGCUGCUGGAGAUGAGGGACCAGUACGGCGAGAUCCUGCUGAAGAGGUGGAACAUCACCUUCAGGCAGGUGCUGGACCAGGACAACUUCAGUCCAAUCCCAGUGUCAACAGAGCACGAGUACAAACACUACACUUCCCAGUUUCCCCUGCAAGACCCCGAACUGGACAAGCUUCCGUUUCCAAAGAAGCUUCCUUUCUCUGAGUUUGUGCCAAAGGUCUACAGUCAGCUCAAGGAGUUCAUCUACGCCUGUCUGAAAUACUCUGAGGAUCUGCACCUCAGCUCCACUGAGGUGGACGACAUGAUCCGCAAGUCCACAAAUCUGCUGUUGACCAGAACCCUGAGCCACUGUCUGCAGUACGCCAUCAAGAAGAAGAACGUCGGACUGGCAGAGUUGGUGCAGGUGAUCAUUAACACCACCCACCUGGAGCAGAGCUGCCACUUCCUGGAGGAGUUCAUAUCAAACAUCACCAACGUUCCUCCUGACACCGUCAACGCCACCAAACUGUACGGAACGUCCACCUUCAAGGAUGCUCGUCACGCCGCAGAGGCGGAGAUCUACACCAGCCUCAACGCUAAGAUCGACCAGUUCCUGCAGCUGGCCGAUUACGAUUGGCUGGCCCCGGUGCAAGGGGGCGGAGCUCUGGAGGCCAGCGACUACCUGCUCGACCUGAUCGCGUUUCUGAACAGCACCUUCAGUGUCUUCACCAACCUACCUGGAACGACGUCGGAACACGCCACGUUACCGGGUAAGGUGGCACAGACGGCGUGCAUGUCGGCGUGUAAACACAUCUCCACGUCCCUGAUGCAGCUGCUCCUCGACCCCGAGGUCCGCCAGAUCUCCAUGGGAGCGCUGCACCAGCUCAACGCCGACGUCCAAGAGUGCGAAGGUUUUGCCAGAGCCGGCCCGGUCGCAGGCUUCCAGGGCGACACGUUGCUUCUGGCCUUCAGUGACUUGAGACAAUUACUGGAGUUGUUUACUCAGUGGGACUGGUCCACAUAUUUGGCAGAUUAUGGGAAAUCCUCGUGUAAAUAUCUGCGAGUGAAUCCUCACACAACGCUGACUCUGCUCGACAAGAUGAAGGAGACGAGCAGGAAGAACGUCGUCUUCGCUCAGUUCAGGAAGACGGACAGAGACAGACAGAGACUUAUCGACGCCGUCAUCAAGCAGCUGCGCGGCCUCAUCGCUCAGCACCACGCCUGACCGCCGCGUCUCACCUGGCCUUCACCACCAGGUGGUGCCAGAACUCCUCCUGAGUCCUGCUGGUUGAUCCAACUAACUCCUCCCACCAGGUGAAUUCUUCUCAACAAAAUCCCGAACAAACUGAGGCUAACGCUAAAGCUAACCGCAUCAAGUUAAAGUGUGAGUAGCGUCGCAUUUCAACUCGCGUUAAUUUAAUUUAAAUAAAAUGUCACCUCCGUCUUCCACGUCGCUCACGAUGACUCUGCACUUUUUGAAUGUACGACAGAAAGUUUUUUGGGUGGAUUUAUUUUCUAUUUCAUUUUUUAAGCACUGAACUCAGGAUCACGUGUGAAAGAGAUUAACGGAACGUCAUUUACUGGUUUUCCCCAACGUCGCGAUAAUGAGGUAUUUCAUACUUGUCAUGUUUUUAGUCUUAAAGUAAAAAAAAACUACAUAAAAUAGGCUUGUUUGUUGUUGUUGUUGUUAAAUAGAGAUGAAUGUUUUACUAAUGCCAAAAUACAAAGCAGCAUGUCUUCCAGGAACUUUAGUUAAAGCACAAAACGUCAUUUCACGCUCACUUUAGAUCAUUUUUGGAACUAAUUUGUGUCUUUUUCUGCUUUAUUGUUUCUUUUUUUAUUCUUGAACUUGGUGCAAUAACAGCAUUGGAAACUGCAGGAGUGUGGUGUGCGCUUUAUAAAGGGAAUCAGUCAGUGUUUGUUAAAGGGAUUUAAAGUCUUCCACAGAGACAAUUGUGUGUGUAAUCAACAUCCUUGAUGAUGAUGUUAUGAUUCUUGUUUUUCAUUUUUCUUUGGCUGUGUGUUAUUGUUCAGGUGUUAGUAAAGGGAACGAGGGUCGCUGGUAAAUGUGCCUUUGAUGUAUUUUCCUGCCAAUGAAGCAGCAACAACUGGUGUGUAGAGAAAAAAAUAAUCAAGUUCUGUUGAGUUAAAUGAUGUUUGAGGAACACGUUCACGUCUUUAAAUCACUGUCAGACUUUUCCAGGAGACUGAAGUUUGUACACCACUCACUCUCCCACACCAAACCUCAUAGGGAAAAUCUAGCAAACAGGAGUCGUUGAUCCACUGCUGCCUCCAUCACUACGUUCAAAUUAUUUUGUCAAUUUGGCUUUUAAAAUCCUACAUUUAGAUUUACCUCAAUGACACAAAGUGACAACACAAGCUAAAAUCAUCGAUUAUCUCUGUGGGAGAGUGACUGGUUUUACAAAACUUAACGGUGAGCUAGACGUGAAACAUGUUCUUGAGGUUGUAGACUUAGACUGAUGUAGAUUUUGUUAAGUGAGUGUUGCUGCAGAUUUGUUUGAUGUUUGUAAACACUGCUGUUGCAUUAAACCACUGAAUAUGAAACUGAAA